Molecule: messenger RNA, 315 nt
Organism: Perkinsus marinus ATCC 50983
Lineage: Eukaryota; Perkinsozoa; Perkinsida; Perkinsidae
Exons: 4
Coding region: 1-315 (104 amino acids)
Source: RefSeq, a predicted model, not a curated record
AUGUCUUUCUGUCGCUCUCCAAGUCGACAAAGGUGUCUUCUGAUGCAUUUGCGAUGCUACUGGCAUAAGCCGGGUAAAGAGGUGAUCAAACCACGGUACACGUAUUUCGUCGAUGCUGAGUGUGAGACGGGAAACGGUUGGAAGUGGUUAGAAAACUACCAAACUCAGAUGGGCAAGGCCUUGGCAACGUGGAAGAAGAUAAGACGUCGAACGCCUUGGGAUGGUUACAGUGAGCGAUCCAUGAAGGUAAGGGCGGCUAGUCGGAAGUGGCACGCUAUGAUAAUAGCGAAGGAGAAGGCCAAGGGAGGUGGGUGA